GCAGGCAGCUGCUGCUUCCUGUACUGAAGAGCCAGAGCCUUCUUUCAGCCCCACACCCUGAACCGACACACGGAGGCUUUCACCGAGCGGACUGUGAGGGAAGCCGGGCCUGUCACUGCCCCGCUGGAGGAGACGGUGUGGUACGGAGGAAGCAGCGGCGAGUGGCCGCACUUUGAGGCUCAGAGACAAUUUUUCACAAAGCUGACGCUAGCUGCUGGUGGCUAGGUGGCUAAUCGCUAGUAGCAGCAGGUAGACACGCCAGACACAGAGGGUUAAUGGAAGGGUCUUUACUGCAAAUCUCAUAGAUGUACCGGAGAAACGACUUGGCGCUGGCGGGUCACGUUGUUUUACCUGUUACACACUGUGUUGAAUGAGCUGAUUUGACAUGCUACCCAAAGUGUAAUAACUUUGCUAACGUUAGCUAGCCCAGAGACCUGCCACCAGGAGCUGAUUUCAGACGUUUGUGGGGGGAAACAGAGAGGAACGGAUUGAAGUAGUACCUGCCGAACCUGCCACAGAUCAGUGCUUUCGGACAGAAAGUCGGAUAGAGUAGUUGCAGAAAUGCCUCCAAAAAGAAAGCCCGUUCCCCUCAACAUUAAGCCCAUUGGGGAGGGACAGGCCACUUCAAACACCAUUGAUGCUUCGUCUGAAGCCAACCUCGAGGCCUUACAAAAGAAACUGGGUGAGCUGGACCUGGACGAGCAGCAGAGGAAACGACUAGAAGCUUUCCUCACCCAGAAAGCUCAGGUCGGGGAGCUGAAGGAGGAGGAUUUUGACCCCAUAUGUGAGCUGGGUGCCGGAAAUGGUGGGGUGGUCAACAAAGUCAGCCACAAACCCUCGGGCUUGGUCAUGGCUCGAAAGUUGAUCCACCUGGAAAUUAAACCUGCCAUCAGAAACCAGAUUAUCAGGGAACUGCAAGUGCUGCACGAAUGCAACUCACCCUACAUUGUGGGUUUCUACGGGGCAUUUUACAGCGAUGGCGAGAUCAGCAUCUGUAUGGAGCAUAUGGACGGCGGAUCCUUGGACCAGGUUCUCAGGGAAGCUCGAAGAAUCCCAGAAGAAAUCUUGGGGAAAGUUAGCAUAGCUGUGUUGCGAGGACUAGCCUAUCUGCGGGAGAAGCACCAAAUCAUGCACAGAGAUGUCAAACCCUCCAACAUCCUGGUCAAUUCUCGCGGGGAGAUCAAGCUGUGUGACUUCGGUGUUAGUGGCCAGCUCAUAGAUUCCAUGGCCAACUCCUUUGUUGGAACACGCUCUUACAUGUCGCCGGAGAGACUGCAGGGCACUCACUACUCUGUGCAGUCUGACGUGUGGAGUAUGGGUCUGUCCCUGGUGGAGCUGGCGAUUGGCCGCUACCCCAUCCCCCCACCAGACACCAAAGAGCUGGAAGCGAUCUUCGGACGGGGCAUAAUGGACGGGGGAGAGGGAGAACCUCACACCAAUAUGCAGAGGCCAAGACCACCUGGCAGGCCCAUGAGCGGACAUGGGAUGGACAGUCGACCUGCUAUGGCCAUCUUCGAGCUUUUGGACUACAUUGUGAAUGAGCCACCCCCUAAACUGCCUCAUGGUGUCUUCACCAGUGACUUUCAAGACUUUGUGACAAAAAGUUUGAUUAAAAACCCAGCUGAGAGGGCCGAUCUGAAGAUGCUUAUGAGUCACACAUUCAUCAAGCGAUCAGAAGUGGAGGAAGUGGACUUUGCCGGCUGGUUGUGCAAAACGAUGGGCCUCAACCAACCCAGUACUCCCACUCGUGGCACAGAGUGAUCGACGCUCCACGCCCCACCCAUGCUGCCGUUGAUACAUUUCUGGGUCUCUUUCUGCACACACACACACACACACACACGCACCGUACAUGCAUGUACGCAAGACAUCACACUUACUGGCACCUUCUUUCAUCUUGCUCUUGGUUAAAACAGUUUUGCUUCCCCCUUCCAGCCCCCUAUGUAUUUCUUCACCAGCAGCAGAGCCCAUUGAGUCAUUGUACUGUAAUACCACAGCUUCACCAUGUCAGUGUCAAGAGCUCAGUUUUCCACACUGCUACAGGGGAUAUAAAGCACUGAAGGGCUGCCUGUGUGUCAGCUGAAUUUGCAUUGACAAACUUCUUUUGUAUUGUUGAACAUUCUGUAUUAAUAUUUUCUAUGGCAACAGUUGUGGGACUGUAUUUUGAUAAUUAACCUGCUGCAUAGUUUUGUUGGGGAGAAAAUAACAGGGAAUCCAAAUAUUAUCUACUCACAAGCUCUGAAUGUGUUUGUUUGAAGGUAAAUGCAAUUAGUUUGAUUUAAAAUCAUGUUUGCAGUUACCUUCAAUAUAACAAUCAAAAUUUUGGAAUAGAGUGCAGAACAGAUGAAAGAGUAAAAAGUCAUUUGAUUUUUUUUUUUUUUUUUUUGAGUGGGGGGAGCAGAGCGAUCUCAAGAUCACCUUGUGAACAGUGUCACAAACCAAAGAGGGUACUCACGACUACUACAGUUUUUGAUUGGUUGCUCAUCUUUUUUUUACUGAUAUAACAUCCAUGGAUAGUACUUUGAAUGUUUUUGAGUUUUCCCUAAGUGAUUUACACCAGGAGUUUUCAAAGUAUGGAAGAGUGAGCCCCCCCCCCCCCCCCCCCCCCCCCGAGGGAGCACAAUGCCUGCCGCACCCCCCCCACGCACACAUGCGCACACUUAUCACCGUGUACUCCAUUUUUUUUCUCCAUUCUUUUAUACUUGGUGUCACUGGAUGAAUCUGUUUAUUUUGAGGAUUUAAACAAUGGUAUAACAGCCCUCCAGUCCAUGUAGCCUGUGUAGUUGCCGUGGCAGUUCGCUGAAAUCCCUGUUAGGUCUAUAAAAUUCGCGGUAUGAUCUGUGGCAACUGCCACUCCGUGUUGCCACUGCCACAAUUUGCACCGCCGCAAAUUUUUCAUACCGCACCUCCCCUGAAUUGCUCUGGCGCCCCCCAGGGGAGGUGCACCUCCCACUUUGAAAACUGCCGAUCUACACAGUGAUUGUGUUCACAUUGUUUUGUCUGUGUCAAAGGAACUAAACUGAUGAAGCCACUUGGAUGAUGGGUCAAGACAUACAGUUGUGUUCAAAUUACUGGGGAUAAAUAAAUGGGAUUAAGGUCUGUGGAUUGGCUUGGCCGCUUCAUAGCUUCAGUAUCUUUCGCCCUGGAAUCAAGAUGCUGCUCACUUUUUGUUGUGUUUGGAAACACUCACUUUAAGGGCAUUUCCUUAGGCAACAUGAUCUCUUCCAGUAUUUUGAUAUGUGCAAACCAAUCCAUCGUCCCUGCUGCAUGAUAAAUAAGAUGGACACUAUAGCAAGAGAAACAUCACAGGCUUCUUUUCUUUCCUUUCCUUUUUUUUGAAACAGUUGCACUUUGCAGAGGCUUAUUGUUGAUAGAUUAGCUCCACCCAGCCGUCUUCUGUCACAGUACUCAGUCUUUGAUGGCUCUAUAGCUGAUCAUUGGCUGAGUCUGUCCGUUCUGGCUAAUCUUUGAUCCAUGUGACUGUUGGUUAGGUUUGUGCCGAUGUCAGAUAUUCAUACUUCAGUUAUGGCAGAUUGCCAAUAUUGCUAUAAAAACAGUUUAUAAUUGUAAAUCAGAAAUCAAAAUACCUUGACAAGGUUCUGUAACAUAAAUCAUUUUCAACUCACAUCUGUGAAAUAGGCUGAAACUGUAAUCUCACUAAAAUCUUAGAACAGAUGCUGCAGUCAGUGUACAUUUUCCCAAAGUUAAAUUGUGAUAUUAAAGUAAAUGUCCAAACACUGAAACAAUAUUUUGAGAACACAACCGUAAAAAAACACUUGUAUACAAGUUUGUUUUUUGUCGUUUUUUUGUUUUUUGCAAAGUACAAACCAACACAAGUCUUGUAAUCUCGCGUCAUGAAGUACCUCAAUCAGAAAUAUCAGAACAAUGACUGAAAUGUAACUUGUUUUUGCACAUUUCCCAACUUAAAUCAACUUUAAACCACACACAAAACCAUGACUAGAAGAAAAUAGAUAUUGACUGGGGAAAUUGGACCUAUACCAGUAUUUGAAAGAAAAAAAAAAAGACUGAUCUCAAAGCUGAUGUAUCAUGCAUUCCUAUUGGUGCUCUUUUUUUCCCCCCAUCGCUCUGGCUUUGCUUUCCAUUUUAAAGCACUGGAGCUUAUUUUACUCAAGCAGCCUAUCAUUUUCUUCACUUCUCAGUCUGUUUUCCCCUCUGCAAUCAAUGUUGAAAUCAAAGCCUGCUGUUCUUGUGAACAAUCUCUGGAACGAAGCAUAUUUCUGAGAUCUUCAGAGAGGGAUACUUGGACUACAUGUGCUGGCUUCAUCUUUAAAUAAGGGCCACCAGAUUGAAAGCUGUUUUUUUUUUUUUUUCUCCACAGAAUGAGUGGCCCUCUAACCGAAAACCACAUUGCUGUUAGAAUGAACAUGCCCCUUGAAAUGUAUUAAUUACAGAGUCAGGAGAAUGCAUAUCAUGAAUGUUGGGUUUGUUGCUUUUCAAUUACUUUAAUACAUCCACUCGUGAAUUAUUUGCUAUGUAGUAAUAUAAUUUCUAUCAAAACCAUCGAUGGCGAUUAUCUUGUUGGACUGCAAUUAUUUUGAACACAACUGUAUGAGCAGGUCCAGUUGACCUUUAUUCAAUUGUUUUGAGAUGCCUCCUGCCUAGACGGUUGAGAAUAUGCAUAGACGUUGUUUUGUCUACAUUUCAGUUCACAUCCCACACUGUAUGUCUCACAUGGGAAGAGACUAUAUGCUGUGGAGGCCUGAUAUAUACCAGAAUGUCUCUAUUGACCAUGAGAAAAUGAUCAAAAUGUAUUCAUGGGAUGAUAUAGCAUGAUUUAUUAUCUUUCUAAUGUUUGUGGGUUUCUUCUUUUUUUUGUUUUGUUUUGUUUUGUUUCUGAAGAUCAUAAUAGAGACAAUUAGCUGGUAUUUUUUAUCAUAAGCCUGAAUCUCUGCAAUGUUAUAAAAAUUUCAAUCACUAUCUAAUUUGAUUUAAUUUUUUUCUUUAUUUGUUGUUGGUCUGUAUUUUCCUUGACGUGUGUUUGGUUAUAAUUUCACCCUACUGCUACAUGUGGUGCUCUAAGCUUUCUGUUGGGACACAACCAACCUAGAGUCUUGCUUUGGGAAAAGAAGUGGGUUAAAAUAUUUCAAAUACUUUUUCUUGUGUUAUAACCCAGUGAUUUUCCUAAAAGUACAAAUCGGGUUCAAGCAGAACUUCGGACCUCUUGAGCUGUACAAACAGAAGAUUUUAACCCAGGUCAGUGUUGGUCACAUGGUGGUGGUGGUGGUGUAAAUUGCUAGCCUGCCGUCUUGCUAGAGCUCUUGUAUUUUCUCUGCUUAUGGCUGCCCUUUCUUAUUUCCCCAAUAUGUGCAUUCUUUGAGAGCAAAAUGAAUGCAUUGUCACUUGUAUGUGUACAAAGCUAUAAAUUACAGGAGUACUAUUUUGCAGUCUUAAUUUACAAAUUUUUGAUUUAUGUAAAUGACAAGAAGAGUCAUGUUAUAAUAUAAAAUUUUGUGUUCGAUAUGGUUUUGAUGUAUAAAGAAAGAUAAAAAUAAAACUUAUUUGUGAAUGUA
Molecule: messenger RNA, 5528 nt
Organism: Salarias fasciatus (jewelled blenny)
Lineage: Eukaryota; Metazoa; Chordata; Actinopteri; Blenniiformes; Blenniidae
Gene: map2k2a
Product: mitogen-activated protein kinase kinase 2a
Exons: 11
Coding region: 562-1761 (399 amino acids)
Biological process (GO): protein phosphorylation
Molecular function (GO): protein kinase activity; ATP binding
Source: RefSeq, a predicted model, not a curated record